This is a messenger RNA of Rhopilema esculentum, 3172 nucleotides long. RefSeq lists its product as uncharacterized. Lineage: Eukaryota; Metazoa; Cnidaria; Scyphozoa; Rhizostomeae; Rhizostomatidae. The record is from RefSeq and is a predicted model, not a curated record.
AAAGCAACAAUAACAACUUCUGUGAAGGAGGACAGGUGGAAGGUCUUAUCGGUAGGAAAAACUCUACUGAAGUUUCAAAGUUUGGGCACGCAUUGCACGAAAAAUAAGUUCAAUGGAGCCGUUUCAAGAUCAAAACACCAUCCUGCCGGUUCUUUGCAAGCUCCGUGCCGCAUUUGCCAUAGCUGGCCCAUUAUCUAUUGCUGGGAAGUCCCAGAACAGCAUUAAAGUUUACAUGAGAGUCGUAAAGGAUAUCCUAUCGGAAGACAAACGCGAAUACUUUAGCAAGAAAAAAAUCAAAUUGCUCGAAGAUAAAGUAGCACAAACAUUGGAUUCUGGGGACAUAGAUGAAAAUGCGCGCAUGAUACGCGAGGGACUCGAAGGAAUCUACGACGAUGUGAUCGAUCAGCAUUGUGGGCUUGAUGGCGUUAAUUUCCAUCCGUCCGACGAAAUGAUUUCACGCGCAAUAGAGCUUUGCAGGCCGCUUGUUAAGUGUGGGCGCUAUAGCGAUUCUGCUCGAAUAUACAAGAAAGUUGUCAAGGAACUGUUGAACGACACAACGCUGACUGACCAUUCAUUAAGUCAACUUCAAGAAUCCAUUGACUUCAGUGACGGCUGCAAUGACCCGAGUGAAGUCAAUUCAAAAUUUCGCAAAGCAGUUGACUACGUUUAUGACGAAAUACGGCUACCUGAGAUUUAUGCCGAUUUGCCUACGUUGAAAGACUAUGGUAACAAUGGAACAGGCCCACGAGUCAUGUUAUUUGGUAAGGCAAAUUUCGGUACUGGGCUUGGCUUUAAUCACAUGUCAUUAACAGAUGCUAUUAUUGGUGGAAAGAGCACCAUGGAAUUGGUUGACUCAAGUAAUGAAUCCGAGCUCGGAUUAUUGCAAGGUUCUGUUAAAGAUGAGGAUGACAAAGGGUUUGCGAGUGUUCGCUUAAUACCGAGUGAUGAUUAUACCUUCAAAGAAAGAAUAAGAAAUGCCAGAGGGAUUCUUAUUUCUUUGAGAAGCAUGUGCAAAGUAGCCUUACGUCCAAAAUUGCAGCUUCAAUCCGAAAAGAAUACCCGGGCUUUUAAUUGGCAGUGCGGUUUUCUAUUGCCAGCUGAGGAGGAAACCGAGGUUUUCCUUCCACUACGUCACUUCUGGCCAUCCAUUUUCGGGCAUGCUUUGCCAAAUAAUGGCAAUGUUCAAUUGGAUAAAGUAGAUAGUAUUGGAUUCUUGAUUAGCAAGGUUGAGGAAAAUGGAUCCUGUAAUCCCAAUUUCUCUGGGUGCGAUUUUUCUGUGGCAGUUAACUGGAUUGCCGCUGUUAAGGACCAAAAUGAUGUGUAGCCAGUGUUAGAAUCACUUUUCCAAAUAAAUUAUGUUUUAUUCUUGGUUUUUAACUCGUAUGGACUUUUAUACCCCGGGACUUUCUCAUUUUAAGUAGAUUCAGCAUGAAACUGGAAUUACAAAAUAAGCCUUUUGAUACUGCAAAGUUUUACUUCAAUUUCAAUUCGCAUCUAAAUAUAAAUUUCUGUUUACCAUAAGGAGUGUCAGACGAAAAGUACUUUAGUAUUCAAUUUCUGUGCCAGCUUUAGAAACAAAAAUUGAACUUUGGUCCGGCGAAUCUUUCUCUCUAUCGUUCAAGACAAAAAGCUCAAAUGGAAGAUAAAGAGUGGACUUUCGUCCAUCCCACAGAUUCAAGUUAUUAUACCCCAGUUUUAACUAGCUAAAAAAGAAAUGCAAUAGCUUAAAACCUGGUAAUCUUGCUCCUAAUGGACUUAAAAUGUUGCUAUACAUAUUAAAUGAUGCUAUCUGGUCUUUUUGCUUCCUUCCCCUUUAACAUAUCUUAUACCUCGUUUUGCGUUCUUGGUCGCAGUCUUGUUGCGUUCUACACAUCUUUCGAUAAAGUCGAUGCUACGUUUUAACUGUUGCUCUUUUUAGUUUUAUGUUAACUGAUGAGACUCGGGGGUGGGUUUGGACUAUAGCCACGUUUGGUGCCUCACUGUAGAAAGUCUCGAGGAAAAUUUAUUAAAAGUUCUCAAAUAUUCAUGUACAGGUCAAGAAACUCCCUGGACAAAGACAUCCCAAGAAGGGACUAAGAGUUUAGGUAAAAACGUUAUGUACAUUGGUGCCGUGACCUGGAAUGAAAUGCAUUUCCAGAUAGGAAAAUCCACAACUACAUAUAUGUUUAAAAAGAGACCGAAACAUUUUAUCCAAACACAGCAAACUCUAAAAUUCGAUUCCUAUCGAGAAUAACAAAGUUAUGAUGCAAACAAUUUUCGUUUUUUUGUAGCGCUUGCAGCCACAAAAUUAAUAUUUUAUUUCUUCUGAAACUAAUACGGAUAGAUGAAUAUAACAUGGUAUGAUAUUACCGCUAAGAUUUCUUUUGAAUUCACCCAAUCUGGUUAUUGUGUCCCUGAGCCGAUUACCACGAACUACUUAGUCAAUAAAACUAUUGCGUCAACAAUAAAAAACAAAUAUUUUCUUCCAUUUUUGUUUCAAACGUCUCAAUUACAAAUGUCUAUUUAGAAAGUUGAUUCAGUCAACGAAUUGUUUUUGGUGUUUCCAAUACUGAUUUUUCGAUCAAAACCACUAAGUUUGACAAUCUGUUUUCAGAUGCUAAAAUAAAAAUCUUUAUUCGCUAACACUUCGAACGACAAUGUAUUUAUAUUUCAGAUCCAGAAACCAUACUUGAGUGACUAUGUAAACAGCUAUUGCUUUUUAAUUACAAAUCCUGCUUAUAUUCUGUAUAUUAAGACUCGUAAAACGAGACAUUAUGUUGAUAAACUCUGUAAAUAACGAACGUAACUAGAUGCGUGGUUUCCCACAAAAAAGUAGAAUUAGUAAGGCCAUUUUCCACUUCAGCGAAUUGUUCAGCGUGUUUCCAUUCAGAGGGAAGCUGUGUUUUGCUUGGAAGUUAGAAUCCUUUAAACUUUCACAUUUCGCUAGCGAAUUCGCCCAUGCCCAGAAAGAACAAAAGACAUUCCAAUCGCUGACGAAUUCCUUAAAGCUUUCGCUCAAGUGGAAACCGACCUUUAGAAGUAUCUUGUUUGUUUUAAAGAGUAAGGGACUGUUAUGCUAUACGAAACAAUUUGCAGAUUUAUCUUCACGUUUAAUAAUUGUUAUGUACUUAAUGAUUUUUUCGAGCGGUAGUUUAAAGAAUUGUUUGGUGAUAAUUAUAUAGAGUAAUCGGAA